This is a messenger RNA of Penaeus monodon (black tiger shrimp), 1522 nucleotides long. RefSeq names its product protein rtoA-like. Lineage: Eukaryota; Metazoa; Arthropoda; Malacostraca; Decapoda; Penaeidae. The coding region runs from base 17 to 1438 and encodes 473 amino acids. The transcript is spliced from 2 exons. The record is from RefSeq and is a predicted model, not a curated record.
CUCUAAAAAAUUGAAUAUGAAGAUCUUACUCCUUGUAUUAUUGGCAACGUUUGCCUCCGGUCAGCAGUUACAGCAGACGGCAGCCUACGAUGUUGCCGUGAGACUAGCUGAACCAGGAUACUUCCAACAAAGAAAUUCCUUCAGCUCCAGUUCAUCUAGAAAUGGUGGUUCUGCAUUCGGAUCUCCUCUUCUCGGCAAUCAAUUCGGAUCUGGUUCCAGAGGCACCAAAUCUGGAUCACUGACUGGAUUCCCUGCUGGCACUGGCAUCAGUGGUUCAAACUUCGGUUCCUUGAAAAAGAGUGGAUUUCAAUUUGUUUCUUCAGCUACACCUGGAUUUGGCUCUGGAUCUGCAUUUACAAGCAGUGGAUUCGGAUCUAGCUCCUCAAACAGAAAAACAUUUGGAUCAAAUAUCAGUGGAUCACAGGCAGGUUCACUAAGCAGUAGUCGACUCCAAUCUAGUGGAAGAUUCCAGUCUGGGUCACCAAACAUUAACAGAUUCCAAUCUGGUUCAUCACCAAGCAGCAGUGGAUUCCAGUCUGGUUCAUUUGGUGGAAGCAAAUUCCAGUCUAGUCCAUCAAAAAACAACAAUGGAUUCCAGUCUGGUUCAUUUGGUGCAAGCAAAUUCCAGCCUAGUUCCCCAUCAAGCAGCAGUGGAUUCCAAUCUGGUUCAUUUGGUGGAAGCAAAUUCCAGCCUGGUUCAUCAGGUAGCAAGGUAGGAUCAUCAAUUAACAGUGGAUUCCAGAAGAGUUCACCGAGUGUUACUGGCUUCCAGUCCAUUUCAUCAAGUGCGUUCCAAUCCAGCUCAUCAAACACCGACGGAUUCCAAUCUGGAUCACCAAACACCAGUGGAUUCCAAUCUGGAUCACCAAGCACCAGUGGAUUCCAAUCUGGAUCACCAAGCACCAGCGGAUUCCAAUCUGGAUCACCAAGCACCAGUGGAUUCCAGUCUGGAUCACCAAGCACCAGUGGAUUCCAAUCUGGAUCACCAAGCACUAGUGGAUUCCAGUCUGGAUCACCAAGCACCAGUGGAUUCCAAUCUGGAUCACCAAACACCACUGAAUUCCAAUCUGGAUCACCAAACACCAGUGGAUUCCAAUCUGGAUCACCAAGCACCAGUGGAUUCCAGUCUGGAACACCAAGCACUAGUGGAUUCCAAUCUGGAUCACCAAGCACCAGUGGAUUCCAAUCUGGAUCACCAACACCAGUGGAUUCCAAUCUGGAUCACCAAGCACCAGUGGAUUCCAAUCUGGAUCACCAAACACCAGUGGAUUCCAGUCUGGAUCACCAAACACCAGUGGAUUCCAAUCUGGAUCACCAAACACCAGUGGAUUCCAAUCUGGAUCACCAAGCACCAGUGGAUUCCAGUCUGGAUCACCAAACACUAAUGGAUUCCAGUUUGGAUCACCAAACACUAAUGGAUUCCAGUCUGUAUUGCUGAGUGGAAGUGGAUUACAAUCCAGCUCUUCAGGCAGCACUAAUGGUUUUGGACUCCUGAGUGGUUCUGUGAGCAGCAUUGGAGCCC